AUGAAAGAUGUAGAGGAAAAGCUUGAACUGUGGCGCCAGACUCUAGAAUCGACGGGCUUCAAACUUAGUAGAACCAAGACCGAGUAUUUGAAGUGUGAUUUCAGUGAAUCCUGGGCAGUUGAAGGGGACAUGCUGCUAAAUGGACAAUCUGUACUAAGAAAAUAUUCUUUUCGCUAUCUGGGAUCGAUGCUCCAAAGUGAUGGAGGAAUCGAGGAGGAUAUUUCCCAUCGGGCUAAAUCUGCAUGGGGGAAAUGGCGUUUGGCAUCUGGCUUCCUUAGUGAUCGCAAAGUUCCACUAAAGCUUAAAGGUAAUUUUUACAAAUCAGCGAUUAGGCCUUCCAUGCUGUAUAGUGCGGAAUGUUGGGCGAUGAAUAAUAGAGACACAUUGAAGCUUCAGAGUACCGAGAUGCGGAUGCUGAGGUGGGCGUGCGGGCAUACGAGGUUGUUUUGGGGUAAAAACUGA
Papaver somniferum (opium poppy) is the source of this 462-nucleotide messenger RNA. RefSeq lists its product as uncharacterized. NCBI's taxonomy places the organism in Eukaryota, Viridiplantae, Streptophyta, Magnoliopsida, Ranunculales, Papaveraceae. The coding region runs from base 1 to 462 and encodes 153 amino acids. The record is from RefSeq and is a predicted model, not a curated record. The transcript has a single exon.